This is a messenger RNA of Scheffersomyces coipomensis, 2925 nucleotides long. It is a transcript of the gene NMA111, whose product is annotated as Nma111p. Gene Ontology annotation, biological process: proteolysis. The transcript has a single exon. Lineage: Eukaryota; Fungi; Ascomycota; Pichiomycetes; Serinales; Debaryomycetaceae. Bases 1 to 2925 code for a protein of 974 amino acids. Gene Ontology annotation, molecular function: serine-type endopeptidase activity; protein binding. The record is from RefSeq and is a predicted model, not a curated record.
AUGUCUAAUAUACCCAGUAAGAGGAGACUCUCCGACGUGUCUAUGAACGGUUCAGCAUAUGGAAAGAAACCAUACGCUGCUCAUAGUGAAGAUGAUGAUGAAGAUUAUUUAUCAGAUUCGCCACAACCUAUUUUCGAUUCCCCUUCCAAUAAUACCAGAUGGCAAGAAGCUAUCACCAAAGUUGUGAAUGCAGUAGUAUCGAUUCAAUUUACUCAUGUAAGAAAUUUCGAUACUGAAUCAGCUCUUGUCAGUGAAGCUACUGGAUUUGUGGUUGAUUCUGAAAGAGGUUUAAUUUUAACUAAUCGUCAUGUGGUUGGACCAGGUCCAUUCUGUGGAUAUGCUGUGUUUGAUAAUCAUGAAGAGGUUACUGUCAAACCUAUAUAUAGAGAUCCUGUUCAUGAUUUUGGAUUUUUAAAAUUCGAUCCUAAAGAUGUGAAAUAUUUACAAUUAAGUCACUUAAAUUUAAAACCUGAUUUAGCUAAAGUUGGUACUGAAAUUAGAGUGGUUGGUAAUGAUGCAGGUGAAAAAUUAUCUAUUUUAUCAGGUUUCAUCUCAAGAUUAGAUAGAAAUGCUCCAGAAUAUGGUAGUUUGACUUAUAAUGAUUUUAAUACUGAAUAUAUUCAAGCUGCUGCUUCUGCUUCUGGUGGUUCAUCAGGUUCGCCAGUUGUGAAUGAAGAUGGUGAUGUGGUGGCUUUACAAGCCGGUGGGUCUACUGAAGCAUCUACAGAUUUCUUCUUACCGGUUGAUAGACCAUUAAGAGCAUUGAAAUGUAUUCAAGAUAACCAACCUAUAACUAGAGGUGAUAUUCAAGUUGAAUGGCAAUUAAAACCAUUUGAUGAAUGUAGAAGAUUAGGAUUAACUCCAGAAGCUGAAGCUAAAGCUCGUGAAUUAUUUCCAAAUAAAAUCGGUUUAUUAGUGGCAGAAUUAGUAUUACCUGAAGGACCAGCCGAUCAAUUAAUUAAAGAAGGGGAUACUUUAAUUUCCAUAAAUGAUGAAUAUAUCUCCACCUUUAUAAAAGUUGAUGAAAUUUUAGAUAAGAGUGUUGGUAAGGAAUUAUCAUUUGAAUUACAAAGAGGAGGACAAAUCAUUAAACGUUCUAUAACUAUUGGUGAUUUACAUUCAAUAACUCCUGAUAGAUAUGUUGAUGUCGGGGGUGCCUCAUUUAAUAAUCUUUCUUAUCAAAUCGCUAGAUGUUAUUGUAUACCAGUAAGAGGAGUAUUUAUCAAUGAUGCUUCUGGAUCAUUUGAAUUUGCAUCUAAUGAAAGAAUCGGUUGGUUAUUAGAAACCGUUGAUGAUAAACCAACUCCAGAUUUAGAUACUUUUAUUGAAGUUAUGAAACAAAUUCCUGAUCGUCUGAGAGUUCCAAUCACUUAUCGUCAUGUAUCUGAUCUUCAUACUGAGAAUUUCCAAACUAUUUAUGUCGAAAGACAUUGGCAAUCAACUUUUAGAUUGGCGGUUAGAAAUGAUGAAUCUGGAUUAUGGGAUUUCACCGAUAUUCAAGAAAAACCUCUUGACCCUAUUGAAAUCAAACCUCGAAAUGCUAAAUAUGUUGAUAUUCCAUUCGGUAAAGCAGGUUGUUCAUCAUUAAUAAGAUCAUUCGUUCAAGUUAGAACCAUUGCUCCUGUCCCUGUUGAUUCAUAUCCAUAUAGAAAGGAAAUUUGUUAUGGUGUGGUGGUUGAUGCCAAGAAUGGUUAUGUAUUAGUAUCCAGAAGAUUUGUCCCUCAUGAUAUGUGUGAUAUUUUCGUUAUAUUUGCUGAAUCAAUCGAUGUUCCUGCUAAAGUUGUUUUCCUUCAUCCAAAUCAAAAUUAUGCUAUUGUUAAAUAUGAUCCAUCCCUUGUUUUAGCUGAUGUUCAAUCUCCAAAAUUUAGUAAUAUUCCAUUAAAGAGAGGGGAUAAUUCAUUCUUUAUUGGAUAUAAUUAUAAUUUAAGAGUUAUAACUGAUGAAGUUAGAGUUAGUGCUGUUUCAUCAUUAAAUGUUCCAGCUGCAUCUUUAUCACCCAGAUAUAGAGGUACUAAUCUUGAUUGUAUUCUUUUAGAUAGUAAAAUCUGUCUUGAAUGUGAUACUGGAGUAUUAACUGAUGAUGAUGGUACUAUUAGAGCCUUUUGGUUAACUUAUUUAGGAGAAACCAAUUGUGAUCAAACUAAUGAUAGAAUGUAUAGAAUGGGAUUGGAUGUAACUGAUGUUUUACAAGUUAUUGAAUCAUUAAAAUCAAAUCUUAUUCCUCAAAACUUAAGAAUUUUAGAAGCUGAAUUUAAAUCAUUAACUAUUUAUCAAGCUAGAACUAGAGGAGUUCCUGAUCUGUGGAUUAAGAAAUUUGAAGAACAUUGUCAAGAUGAAAUUAAACUUUUACCGGUUGAAAGAGUCUCAGCUCCAAGAUUAAAUCAAGAAAAAAGUGCUUUAAAGACAGGUGAUAUUAUAUUAUCAGUUAAUGAUCAAAUUGUUACUAAUAUGAGAGAUUUUAAACCAAUGUAUACCGAAGAGAAAUUAAAUUUAAAGAUUAUAAGACAAAAGAAAGAAAUGGAAAUUGAAGUUCUGACUGUGGAUACUAAUACUUUACAUACUGAUCAUGUUGUAUUCUGGUGUGGAGCUAUCUUACAAGCUCCUCAUGGUGGAGUACGUCAAUUAAUGGUGGAAAUCCCUUCUGAAGUAUAUGUUACCAGAAAGAGUGCUGGAGGUCCAGCUCAUCAAUAUGGCAUUGCUACCAAUAGUUUCAUUACUCAUGUUAAUGAUCAAGAAACUAAGGAUCUUACAUCGUUUAUGGAAGUAGUUAAAACUAUACCUGAUGGAAAUUAUAUUAAAUUAAGAUUAAUGUCAUUUGAUAAUGUUCCAUUGGCUAUAUCGUUAAAGACUAAUUAUCAUUAUUUCCCUACUUCUGAAUUAAAGAAAGUUGGUGAUGAAUGGAAGGAAUUUGAAAUUAACAAUUAA